AUGGAUAAUGGAACUAAGGAGUGGUGGAUGGCUGCCAAAUGGAGUGAAGAAUAUGAACGAGGAGUAAACGAAUAUAUUAAAAGGGCUUUUUCUGCCAAGUCUGAAGGAAACCAAAUUUGUUGUCCAUGUGGUAGUUGUCAUUAUCGUUAUUGGUGUCAUGAAAAAGUUGUGAGAGAUCACCUAGUUUGCAAUGGUUUUGUGCCAAGAGAGGACAAGUUGUCAGAAUUAGGGAUCCACUUUGAAAGAGAAAUACCUACUUGCAAUGCUGAUGAACAGUCGAACCAAGAUGAUUUGGAUGAUGAUCUAGUAGGGUUGUUACAUGAUGCACGUGAUGCUUUUAGAGAGGGGCCGAAUGAUGAGGCAAAAAAGUUUUUCCAGUUACUUGAAGGAGGUCAGGAGGAAUUGUAUCCCGGGUGCAAGACGCAUUCAAAACUUUCCUUUAUGAUCAAACUAUUUAUCAUAAAGUGUGAUCAUAAGUUGACCAAUGGUGCGUAUGCUGAUAUUGCAGACCUUGUAAGGGAGGCGUUUCCUGAUGCAAAAUUGCCCAAGUCUUUUAAUGAAGCGAAGAGUGCUUUAAAGGUGUUGGGGUUGAAUUAUACUAAGAUAGAUGCAUGCCCCAAUGAUUUCAUGAUGUACUGGGAAGAGCAUGCAAAUGCCACAAGUUGCCAUGUUUGUGAUACGCCAAGAUGGAAGUCGAAUGAUACAGAGAACGACACGCCACUUGAAAAUGGAAAAGUCCAUAGGAUUCCCAAAAAGAUCCUUAGGUACUUUCCAAUAAAAAGAAGGUUGCUAAGGCUAUUUAUGUGCCAAGAGACCGCAAGCAACAUGACAUGGCAUACUAGUGGGCGAGAAAAUGAUCAUCUUUUACAUCAUCCAGUAGACGGAAAAGCAUGGAAGGAGUUUGAUUCUUUGUAUCCAAAGUUUGCCGAGGAUCCGCGCAAUGUGAGGUUGGGGCUAGCUACUGAUGGGUUUAGCCCAUUCAAUUCAAUGAGCAUUGCACAUAGUACAUGGCCAGUUAUAUUGAUCAAUUAUAACUUGCCUCCAUGGAUGAUUAUGAAGCCAGAGUUUUUGAUGUUAGCUUUACUUAUCCCUGGCCCUUCUUCCCCCGGUAAUGAUAUUGACAUUUAUUUGCAGCCACUAAUAAAGGAUCUAAAGGAAUUGUGGGAGUUUGGUUUGGAAACUUAUGAUUCUUCAAGCAAUCAAAGGUUUGACAUGCGUGCAGCUUUGAUGACCACCGUUAGUGAUUUUCCAGCUUAUGCAAUGUUGUCCGGGUGGAGCACAAAAGGAUAUUUUGCAUGCCCUGAUUGUCACUAUGACACUGAUUAUGAGAGAUUGGAUUUUAGCAAAAAGAAUUGUUAUAGGGCAACUCGUAGAUUUCUUGAUCCAGCUCAUCCUUGGCGUUAUAAUAAGAGGAACUUUGACGGAGUGAUUGAGGAAAGAAGUGAGCAUAUUCCUUUGAAAGGAACCGAUGUUGAGUAUAUGUUGCGUGAUUUUCCAAAUGAAUUUGGAAAGAAGCGAAAGAAAACGAGGGGUGAUGAGGAUGAUCCAGUUCCAUGGAGAAAGAUAUCCAUACUUUUUCAGUUGCCAUAUUGGAAGCAUUGUUCCAAUCGCCAUAAUCUCGACGUAAUGCAUAUUGAGAAAAAUGUGUUUGAUAAUGUUCUUGGGACAUUAUUAGACAUACCUGGAAAGACUAGAGAUCAUGAAAGUGCUCGUCGAGAUUUGGUAAAAAUGAAAAUCAUGCCGGAGCUUCAACCAAAGUUGGUAGAUGGUAGCGAAGUAUUCCCAAGAUCUCGCUUCUGGAUGUCAUUGGAACAAAAACGCAAGUUUUGCCGAGUCAUAAAAAAUGCUAAGUUACCACAAGGCUAUGCUUCUAAUAUUUCUCGUUGUGUGCAAGUCGAAGAUCGGAAAAUCACAGGCUAUAAGAGCCAUGAUGCUCAUUUUAUGAUGAAUUACUUGCUCCCUAUUGCCGUGAUAACAACAUUACCCAAAGAUGCUGCUACACCGUUGAUCAGACUUUGUGGUUUCUUCAAAGGCAUAUGGAGUAAAACUAUUGAUCCUGGACAUCUCGACAUACUCCAUUCUGAGAUAGUUGAAGCACUUUGCAUGCUUGAGCGGAUUUUCCCACCUGCCUUUUUUGACAUAAUGGUGCAUUUACCUGUACAUUUGGUGAAGCAAAUUAAGUUGGGCGGACCUGUUAGUUCAAAUUGUAUGUAUGGAAUUGAGAGGUAUCUUCAUGAGUUAAAGUUGGAUGUUCGAAACAAGGGUCGUCCAGAAGGCUCAAUGGAAGAUGGUUACCAAGCUAAAGAAUGUAUUGCUUUCAUUGCUAGACAUUUGAAACGAUCAAACAUAUCCACACAUGAUGUUAAUGAGUGCACUGUCUCACAAUCAUUUUUACCUAAGAUAGGACGUCCUAUCAAAGGAAAGGGAAGGACCUCAAAGAAAAAGCAUUGUGGACACAUGAUUGAUCGAAUUACAUGGGCACAAGCACAUCGUUAUGUCUUAUUCAACUGCGAUUGUGAGGACGUUGAGAGAUACAUAAAUGAACACAAGAUGUGUGUAAGCAGUAAACGGAAGAGGAAAUGGAAUAGUGCACAAGACCAUAACAAGGAUUUUAUCGAUUGGUUUAGGGAAAAAGUUGAGUUGGAAGUUGAAGAAGGUCAAGAAAUUAUCUCGGACCAUCUCGUAUGGUUAUCUAAAGGACCUUCUUAUGUGGCCAAAAAACAUACAGGUUACUCUGUUAAUGGGUAUAGAUUCCAUACAAUGAAGCGUGAUGCAAAGUGUGUAACUCAAAAUAGUAGAGUCACUCUCACAGCAAUAACACAUAGCUUUGCGAGUUCCAAAGAUCAAAAUCCUGUAGUGGGAGACGUCAAUUAUUAUGGUUCAAUCCAAGACAUUGUUGAGAUAUCUUACCAUAGUCAUUUUAGUGUUGUCUUAUUUAAUUGUGUGUGGUUUCACUCGGAAAAAGAUGAUGAUGAACUUAUUAUGGUUAAUACGAAUAAGAAAAUUUCUGAGGGAGAGCCAUUUAUCUUAGCAUCUCAAGCACAUCAAAUGAAAGCCAAUAAGGCCAACUUUCCUAGUCCACACCAUCAGGUUAGAGUUCCAGAAUAUGAAAGAAUGCGGAUGGAGAAUUUGAAAAUGAAUGUAGACAGAAUGACUGCUAAAGGUGCCGGGUUCUUAGCUAAGAAAAUACUACAAGAAAAACUUCAUGGUUCGGGUUUUCCUAAUGGAAAUGGAAAUAACAUGGUGGAAGAGUCAGAUGAUGAGUCAACAUCUGAGUACGAUGGAGGCUGUAAUGAGGAUGAAACUACUUGCAACAUGGAAAUUGAAAAUUUCACCCGUCAUAAAAAAAGUUUCGCAGAAAAGCUUCUUCCUCCUGAUUCUGUACAGGUGUGCUGUGAAUGGUCUGCAAGCACAUCCACUAGAGCUCAUAGUGUGCAGCUGUGGCUUCUUGAUUCUGCUCAUCAGCAAGCAAAAUAUGAGGUUUUGGCUCAGUCCCCAACUAUGGGUGAUUUUGUGAAGAAUAAUAAUCCCAAACAGAAGCAUCAUUAG
Messenger RNA from Spinacia oleracea (spinach), 3549 nucleotides. RefSeq lists its product as uncharacterized. The transcript has 6 exons. NCBI's taxonomy places the organism in Eukaryota, Viridiplantae, Streptophyta, Magnoliopsida, Caryophyllales, Amaranthaceae. Bases 1 to 3549 code for a protein of 1182 amino acids. The record is from RefSeq and is a predicted model, not a curated record.